Molecule: messenger RNA, 1658 nt
Organism: Maniola jurtina (meadow brown)
Lineage: Eukaryota; Metazoa; Arthropoda; Insecta; Lepidoptera; Nymphalidae
Exons: 6
Coding region: 250-843 (197 amino acids)
Source: RefSeq, a predicted model, not a curated record
UUUAGUCUCAACGCAACCGCACGCAACUGAGAACAAGUAUUAUUUAAGCAUAAUAAUAAUACAUACUUAAUUAUCAAGUAUAUGAAAACAACUUCACUUAUAGACAAGUUGUUAGCUGUACAAGUAUUUGUUUUCGCGUCAUAUGCAACUAAGAACAAGUAUUCCGUUCGUAAUUUAAGAGAUACAUCUUUGAUUGUAACACUAAUAUUUUUUUAAUUUAGAAGUGAACAAAGGAAUAAAGUGAUCAAAAUGUUGCCUGUUACGUGCCUUAUUGUUUUCGUCAUCGCUCUCAACCUCAACAACAUCACGGCCGCUAAUGUCUCUAAGAUGAGUGACAUGCCAAUCCAGUUCCCGGAACCAGUGCGCCAAGCGGCUGACGAUGAUCAUGUGCCAGCAUCCUGCCGAGACCUGACGUACUGCACGGUUAAGCCUGCAAAUUAUCCUGAGGAGAAAUUUAACCAGAUGUUCAAAGACUAUAAAGCUGUACCGCUUCCUGAGCUGGUGGUGGAACUGACCAACAAAGCGGGUGAAGACGAUGAUGAUAACUGCAAGUCGGAACAGACUUUUGAACCAUUGUACCAAGUAAGGCAAAAGAGGGAUAAGAUAUGGCGCACCGUGGUGCAGGCUCCAGGCCACGACUACGUGCAACGCGUUCGUCUAGAAACCUGCAGCAACGCCAACGCACCCUGCUUCGAGUCUUUCUGCAUGGCGUCAGAAUACAAGGCAGUCUGUAAACAGAACUACAACACAUGGAAGGUGGUCGUGGACAAGGGAGGCAACGAAACUGAGACCAUCGAAGCGAUCUUACCCGUCUCUUGCUCCUGCACGGCCGUGAAAGGGUAACCGACCAGGCCACCCAAUAUCUACAGUUUUUAUUCCUUUGUCUAUGGUUUAACCACCUUCACACGGCGUCAAGUUUUGUCGGAUCUACUUUUUAUCGGAUCCUGCAAAAUCGGAUAGUGCGUUCACGCGGUGAUCUCCCUGCCAGCGCACACGCCAUCCGACCGACACAUGGGUUCUGGUUUUUUGCGGGAUUCUUCAUCCAAGCUUGUGUGAACACAUGUAUUGAAAUACUGUAACCACAAGAUCAGAUCCAAUUUUUAGUACGAGCAGACCCAUUUGUAGUCGCAAAAAAGGAUAACAAAUUUAGCGGGAUCCGUUUUUUUAUCUGGAUCCUGCAAUCGUAUGCUUGUGUGAACGCGUGUAUUGAAGUACUCGUGUCACUAAAUCGAAUCCUACAGAAUAGUUCCCGCAAAGAAUCGGAACUGUCUAUGUGAACGUACCGUUACUCAGACCCUGGCCAUAGUCAGUUCAUAGCCACUGAAGAAGAUAAAGAUCUAGAUAGACUGAAGAAAAACAAGUAGAUACGUUUCAUACAUAAUCUAAAAUCGAAUGUUGUAACUGUGAUUUGUUGUAAGCUAAAGAGGCUUUCUAUUUUAUAGAUGAUAAUAAGUAGGAUUACAUUUACUCCUAAGUACCUACUAUGUAUUUCGAGUUACGCAGACUGAUCGCUUAAGAUUUUAAUUUACUCUUAAGAAGAACUUACUAUGUUUGCAGAAGGUACUAAGCGCCACCGCUCGCGUCGCUGAUAAGUUUCUCGGAGGUUUCUGUGAUUGGUUUAUCUUAUAAACAAACUAAGGAAAUACGAUUUUUUUUUU